Messenger RNA from Benincasa hispida (wax gourd), 1020 nucleotides. NCBI's taxonomy places the organism in Eukaryota, Viridiplantae, Streptophyta, Magnoliopsida, Cucurbitales, Cucurbitaceae. The record is from RefSeq and is a predicted model, not a curated record.
UGAGUAUUUAUCCUGUUAAGGCUAAUGUAUUUAUUCUUGGUUUAUGGUUUGAUUUGCUAUCCGAAUCAACGAAGAAUAUGCAGGUAAUAAAAGGGCAAUAUCUCUACACUCAGAACUUUUCGGAUGCUUGCAGAGGCCCUUUGCUUAGCGGCUUCCAUCUCCAAGCCUCAGUGGAAACAUGAGGUGGCAAAGGCUUUUAAAGAAUAUUUCCAAGAAGUUCAUCUUGCAGGAUUAUGGUAUAAAGUCCGAACUCAACCUUUUACUACCAUCAUUGGAAUUAACAGCUCUGGUCGAAGCUUCUGGGUUUCUGCCAUGAUGAAGGAUAUUGAGAAGAAGAACAUUCUUGCUGUUCAAACUCUGAGAAAUGCCAUAAUGGGAUCAACUCUUAUGGCUACAACCUCCAUCCUUCUUUCGUGCGGCCUGGCCGCGAUUCUCAGCAGCACCUACAGCAUCAAGAAGCCCGUCAACGAAUCCGUCUUCGGUGCCCACGGCGAGUUCAUGUUGUCUCUCAAAUAUGUCUCCAUUCUCACCAUCUUCCUUUUCUCCUUCUUGUGCCAUUCCCUUUCCAUCAGAUUUAUCAACCAAGUGAAUGUUUUGAUCAACACUCCACAAGACCCGAUGUCGCCCGUCACGCCCGACUACGUGUCAGAGUUGUUCGAGAAAGGCUUCGUUCUCAAUACGGUCGGGAAUCGUCUCUUCUAUUCGGCUGUUCCUCUUUUGCUUUGGAUAUUUGGACCUGUGCUUGUGUUUCUAUGCUAUCUCACUUUGCUGCCUCUCCUUUAUCAUUUGGAUUUUGUUUCUUCUCAUGCUCAUAACAAAAACAACACCACCAAAGUCGAAGCCAAUAAUGCUAUUAUUCUUGGUAAUGAAAACUUUGUGUAGCCAUUUCACAAAAUUAUGAGAUGUAUCUAUCAAAUUUGGCUCACAUUCUUUCCCCUUUUCUUCUUCAUCUAUUGAAUAUGUACUCCAUCAUCUUUUGGAAGACUUAUAACAUUCUCACUCUUUUGCAUCAAAAUUCUU